Molecule: messenger RNA, 2021 nt
Organism: Osmerus eperlanus (European smelt)
Lineage: Eukaryota; Metazoa; Chordata; Actinopteri; Osmeriformes; Osmeridae
Gene: ugt5g1
Product: UDP glucuronosyltransferase 5 family, polypeptide G1
Exons: 2
Coding region: 140-1768 (542 amino acids)
Molecular function (GO): UDP-glycosyltransferase activity
Source: RefSeq, a predicted model, not a curated record
ACGUCCUCCUCUAUCCACCCAGUGUGCAGCACGCCACCUUCCACACCAGGUCUUCCAGUAUCUUCCGCAAGGAAACAGCCCAGCCGCACACACAGACAGGGACUGACUGCCCUAUGUGCAACUGGUCACAAAAAAAAACAUGGCCGCACGUCAAGCAGCGCUGUCCAAGGUCCAUCUCUUCCUCCUCUGGCUCCUCCUCCUGGGCGUGGGUUGUCGCGGCGGCAGGGUGCUGGUGGUCCCGGAGGACGGCAGUCACUGGGUCAACAUGGAGGUGAUCCUACGAGAGCUCCACUCCAGGGGUCACAACCUCACCGUGGUGCGUUCCGCCGAGAGCUGGUACAUCCCCCAGAACUCCCCUCUCUACAGUUCCGUCACGAUCGCCCCUCAGGACGCAGACGAGAGUGUGGGCGGGGGCGGCGGGCACAUCGGGCCCGAUUUCUACGCCGUCUUGAUGCGGCGCUCGCUGGACCUGCGCCGGAUGACCCCAGUUCGGCGCUUCCUAGAGCAGCAGAGGGACGUGGCGGCCAUGUUGGUCAUGUUCCAUGGCAUGGCCCUGAAGAUGAUCUCCGCCAUCUUGGAGGACUACCUCCUGACCUCCAGACUCAGGGCGUCAGGGUUCGACCUGGUGCUGACCGACCCCGCUUUCCCUUCGGGUGUCCUGCUGGCCCACUACCUGGGCUUGCCCAUGGUCUACAACGUCCGCUGGCUCAACGCCGGAGAGGCCCACAUGGCCGUGGCCCCCACCCCCCCGUCCUACGUCCCCAUGUACAACUCCCUGUUCUCCGACAGGAUGGACUUCCUGCAGAGGACGGAGAACGCGCUCCGCCACGUGGCCGGCCUGCUCCAAGAGCGCCUGGUCAUCCUUCCCCUGUACGCCCGCCUGCUCCGACAUCACUUCCCCCCCGGGGCCGACCUGCUUUCCAUGCAGCGCUCGGCCGACGUCUGGCUGAUGAGGGUAGACUUUGUCUUGGAGUUCCCGCGGCCCACCAUGCCUAACGUGGUGUACGUGGGGGGGUUUCAGUGUGGCCCACCGCAGCCUCUCUCCGCGGAGCUGGAGGGCUUCGUGCAGGGCUCCGGCGAGGCCGGUGUGGUGGUCAUGUCUCUGGGCACACUCGUGUCGGCCCUGCCCAUGGAGAUAACGGAGGCCAUCGCCACAGCCUUCGCCCAGCUUCCCCAGAGGGUGGUGUGGAGGUACCUGGGCCAGAGGCCCACCUCUCUGGGCAACAACACACUGCUCCUGGACUGGCUCCCCCAGAACGACCUCCUCGGACACCCCAAAACCCAGGUCUUCGUGGCCCAUGGAGGCACCAACGGCCUGUAUGAGGCCAUCUACCACGGGGUGCCAAUCCUGGGUCUGCCUCUCCUCUUUGACCAGUUUGACAACCUGCUGCGCCUGCAGGUGCGAGGGGCGGCGAGGGUGCUGGAGGUCGCCAGCCUGACCUCCGAGGACUUCCUGAUGGCCCUCGGAGACGUGCUGGAGAACCCCUCCUACCGUCGCAGCAUGCAGAGGCUCUCCCGCCUGCACCGCGACGCGCCCGUGUCCCCGCUCGCCAGCGCCACCUUCUGGAUCGAGUACGUGAUGAGGAACAAGGGAGCGGCCCACCUCCGCUCACAGGCCUCCAGCCUGGCCUGGUUCUCUUACCACAGCCUGGAUGUGGCAGUGUUGUUCCUGGCCCUCAGCGGGGCCUCCCUCUGGGGAGCCCUCUCAGUCUGCAGACUGCUCUGCUGCUACAAAUGCUCCAGGAACAACAAGACCAAGGUGGAUUGACAUAAAUUUAGAUGAAAUAUUUUGAUCUAGCGAUAGGAUGUAUGUUUGUUUUAGUUUAGGUCAUGUGUACACUUGAAUUCCUGUCUACAUAUAACAUAAAUAGUUCGAGUGAAAUAUAAUAGUUGGAUUUUAUUUUUUAUUCAUUUUAUAAUGAGUAUAAAAUGUAACAAACAGUAUCUAAAAUACUCAAUUCAAUGUUAACAUUUGGUUUCCAUUAAAACAUUAUCCUUCCAAAAACAAAACAUUUAUAGUU